Colius striatus (speckled mousebird) is the source of this 2793-nucleotide messenger RNA. RefSeq names its product dehydrodolichyl diphosphate synthase subunit (gene DHDDS). Gene Ontology annotation, cellular component: dehydrodolichyl diphosphate synthase complex; endoplasmic reticulum. The record is from RefSeq and is a predicted model, not a curated record. Lineage: Eukaryota; Metazoa; Chordata; Aves; Coliiformes; Coliidae. The coding region runs from base 298 to 1299 and encodes 333 amino acids. Gene Ontology annotation, biological process: polyprenol biosynthetic process. Gene Ontology annotation, molecular function: ditrans,polycis-polyprenyl diphosphate synthase [(2E,6E)-farnesyl diphosphate specific] activity. The transcript is spliced from 9 exons.
CGGGGCUAUGGGGGAGUCUCCUUCCGGCAGGGCCGCUUCCCUCUGCCCCCCUCAUGGCGCCGGGGAGGCCUGAGGGACGCCCCGUCCCCGCCGUCCGCUCCGCCUUGCCCGUGUGUUGAGGGCCGGGGCUGGGCCCGGGCUCCUUCCCCCUGCCACGGCGGCGGGAGCCUCGCGGUGCCGCGGGCCGUGCCCGCUCUGGCGCUGUGUCCCCGGCUCAGACAAGGGGCUUCUUGGCGAAGCGUCUUUCUUUGAGAUGACUGUGUGCCAUCGCAUGCGGAGGGGAGCUCUCGAUAAAACAUGUCAUGGAUCAGAGAGGGCGAGCUGACCAUCAUAGAGAGGUUUUGUGCCAACAUCAUUAAGGCAGGCCCAAUGCCCAAACAUGUUGCCUUCAUCAUGGAUGGCAAUCGCCGCUAUGCCCAGAAGUGUCACGUGGAGAGGCAGCAGGGCCAUUCGCAAGGCUUUGAUAAGCUGGCACAGACACUGCGAUGGUGCUUAAACCUGGGCAUUCGAGAGGUCACUGUUUAUGCCUUUAGCAUUGAGAACUUUAAACGCUCCAAGGAGGAGGUGGAUGGACUAUUGGAUCUGGCAAGACAGAAAUUUAGCCGCCUACUGGAAGAACAGGAGAACUUGAAGAAGCAUGGUGUGUGUAUCCGUGUCCUUGGAGACCUGCCACUCCUGCCCUUGGAUAUUCAGGAGCUGAUUGCCCAAGCUGUGCUGGCAACUAGGAACUACAACAAAUGCUUUCUAAAUGUCUGCUUUGCAUACACAUCAAGACAUGAAAUCAGCAAUGCUGUCAGGGAGAUGGCAUGGGGGGUGGAGCAAGGACUGCUCGAACCCAGUGAUGUAUCUGAGUCGUUGCUUGAUAAGUGUCUGUACACCAGCAACUCCCCUGACCCAGACCUCCUGAUUCGAACCUCCGGAGAGGUUCGGUUGAGUGAUUUCUUGCUCUGGCAGACAUCCCAUUCAUGCCUGGUGUUCCAGUCAGUCUUGUGGCCAGAAUAUUCCUUUUGGAACCUGUGUGAGGCUAUUCUUCGGUUCCAGAUGAACUAUGGUGCUUUACAGAAGGCCAGAGACUCCUACAUGGAGGAAAGGAGGCGACAACAGAUGGAAAGGGAUCAGGCUUAUGUGACAAAGAAGCUGCAGCAGGAAGGGUUUGCAUCCCACGGAGACUCUCGGCGCCGACGGACACUGUUGCAGAAAUGCACUGCCCUGCGGGAAGAGAGAAUCCAGGGCUUCCUGCAGGCACUAGAGCACAAGAGAGCGGACUUCUUUGAAAGCUUGUGUACAGUGUCUGCCUGACACAGGUGCUGGGUUGUUCUUGGGAAGACAAUUUUUAAUGGUGUUAGAGGGAACAACUGCUGCCCAGAGGAAUUCACUCGGUGCAGCCCUGCAGUGGGUUGUGGGGCUUCUGCAGGACUGCACGUCCCCGCUGGCCCUGUCCCAGGGCAAGGACAGAGUUCUGUGAGCCUUUCUAGUUCUGUGGAUGCUGCUGAGGAAGGUGAUGCCGUCCCUCUGUCUCACCUCCCUGCCCCUGAUGAUGAAGAAUACACGCACCCUGCCAUAUCUCUGCUGCUUGGCACUUUACGGGCCUGGGUGUUUCGGUGGCAAGAAGUUAACAUGAGCCUCCAGUUCUGUUUGACUCUUUGUGAACUGGCCCAAGCAAACCAGUUCAGUCCUGUUAAAUCAGCCUGGGCUUGAAUUCUUUCCACAGCUUUGCAGUAGUGAAUCUUCUGUUGAGAUUUCCUCUGCUGUCCCAUAUGAGGAGCCUUGCUUUCUGUAGGAAGGGGGUUAUUCCUGGUGUGAAAGGGAGCCCUGUGCCCAGUGGUGGCAGAUAUAUUCCCCACUGCCUGCUUCAAGAGAGCAUCUUGUCUUUUCCCCACCUUACUCUGAUGGUUUUGGAGUAUCUGCUCUUGGCUUCCAAGAAGUUAAAGCAAGGUGUGGUCAGCCUUGCCAUAAAGGCAAAAAGAGACACUCCAAAGCUUCACCAAGUCCUGUAAUCCCUUCUGAGCAGUGUAUGUGAGGAAAACUCAGAUGCUGAAGAUAGUGAAGACUGACUGUGCUCAGGGAGGGCUCCAAGCAGGCAAGGAAAAAGGAUUAGUUGGGAAUUAACUUCAUGGCUUAAAAAGGGAAAGAAGUUAGCUAACCCCAGGUGGUGGAUGCAGUAUGCCAAAUCCCUCUGAGACCUCUCUAGAGCUAUGACUUAACGUCCCGUUUCCAGGGAAGGAGGGUGGGCUUAGUUCAGCAAUACAGUAGCCAAACACAACCUCUGACCCCAGCCAAAAUGGUUUAGAAAGGUUAUUUAGCUGAUUUUAACAGGAGUGGCCGGAGCAGCUGUGGAGUGCUGUUUGUUGUUGGGUUUCCAUCGGCAGGGAGAUGGAAUAGCCGAUUUCCAAGAUUGUUUCCGUCUCGGAUUUAUUCUGGUUUCCGUCCCCAUGAUCAAAAUAACAGAAAAUGUCUUGAUUUUUUUUGUUUCCAUUGCACAUACAGGUGCAGCAGUACCAGCUAUUGCUGUUUUUAAAGUGUUCCUUUUUACCUCCAGGUGAAAACUAGACAAUGCAGAUUUAAAGGCUUGUAAGUGCUGCAAACUCAGCACUUUGAAUGUGAUUGUGAAGAGGAUAACUACAUUGUCAAAUGGUGAAUAAAGCAUAUUCAUACCAAACUCACUGAAAAAAAUAAGCUGAAUAUUUAAAAAGUAUGUAGAGCUUCUUAGCAUGAGGGGUGAUGAAGUUGGCAUCUAGGUUUAAUAUCAUCCUGUUUAACCUGUGACAGUCCUCAUCUGGCUCUGGAAGCAAU